AUGGCCGAUAAUACAACAAAAGAAACUAUAAAAUUACCAUGGACGCCCUUCUCUUCGGAUUACUUACCUUCUUCCUGUGAAAAACUUCCGCCUCACCAAUAUACAUUUCCACGUAAAUUCUAUCUUAUAGGCCCAAAAUCUCGAGAAUUGACAAUUUUUAGGUGGACAUAUUUAACAUAUUCAACUGUUUUAAAAAUAUCUUGGAAGUUGGUUUCUAAAGAUUUCUGUCCUUACCCAUCGGAGCUUUUGCCUUUUUUCCAAAAAAUAUUUAACCGAUACGCUCGUCGUGGUGUCCCUGAUUUAUCUGAAUGGCCUGUAGGUUAUGCUCCAUGUUGGUUUUGGUCUGUCCAGCCUGAAGAUUGGGGCACUGUGCAAAUGAUUAUCCGUAUUUCUUUAAAAUGGAUGAUCCACCAUAUUAUGAAAUUGAAAUGCCCCCGCGUAAGUCAGGGCAGAAAGAAAUCUGACGUUCUCGUUGCGUGGAUGGCUGGUAAUUGUAACCCUAAAAAUAAUCGUAGUGACUAUGUACGGGAAUUAAUGAAAUACAUCACAGUCCACUCAUUCGGCAUAUGCCUUCAUAACCAAGAAUUGCCUGAUGAUAUUAGAGAAAAAUAUAAUAUAAAAAAAGGUGAAACAGCUUAUUUCAGAGAACAUACGUAUGAAGUAAAGAUUGAUGUUUUUAUGAGAUACAAAUUUGUUCUCGCCUUUGAGAAUUCAAAUUGCGAAAGUUAUGUUACAGAAAAAGUUUAUGAUUCCCUAAAAAGUCAUACUAUACCCAUCUAUAUGGGUGCUUCUGAUAUAGAUGAUUUUGUUCCACCAAAUUCAAUUAUAAAAGUUACCGAUUUUAAAAUGUCGAAGACCUCAUUAAUUAUAUUCAUAAAGUUGCUAAUAAUCAAACAUUAUAUGAAAGUUAUUUCAAAUGGAAAAAUGAUAAAACUUAUAAGAAUUUCUGUAAA
This is a messenger RNA of Scutellospora calospora, 953 nucleotides long. The record is from the annotation of a GenBank genome assembly. Lineage: Eukaryota; Fungi; Glomeromycota; Glomeromycetes; Diversisporales; Gigasporaceae.